This is a messenger RNA of Nomia melanderi (Alkali bee), 3049 nucleotides long. RefSeq names its product moesin-like. Gene Ontology annotation, molecular function: actin binding. The record is from RefSeq and is a predicted model, not a curated record. NCBI's taxonomy places the organism in Eukaryota, Metazoa, Arthropoda, Insecta, Hymenoptera, Halictidae.
UCGAGAUUUUGGUGGAAUUUAGUUAGUGGAUCGGAGGAUAAGGAGGAUAGCGGAUGGUGUCCGAUAUUCAUUGGAUAGUAACGGUUAGUGACGGUUGCGAUUACUUGCGAGUGAUUUCUGGGCAGUUUGAAUCUAGAACCGCCGCUUCACUGCUUUGUAAAAUUUAUAAUGAAAAAUAUAUCGACUGUGAAGGUCGAGUUGCUUACGAAUGAAGCGGUGUCACAGUAUAUACUUUGGAUCAGAUUAAACCGGUACUGGAAGAAUAGAUCAGUCAAGUUUCUACAAUAGAGUAUUGUAGUGUUCAUUUGGUAAAGACUUACAUUAAAUUCGUUAUGUUUAGUCUAGUAGAAUCGUUAGCCAAACGGCGUCAUAGGGCUUUCAGGAAAAUGCGAAAAAUGUAAUAAACCAGAAUGCAUUGCGCAUAAUUCAAUAACAUAAUACAGAACAUGAAAUAUUGUUCUAAUCCAAUAUAUUUCUCAUUGCGUAACCUAAUAUAUACAUCUCAGUUACUACAAAACCGUAAUCAACUUACGAGCUUACUGUUAACUCAUUGCACUGGACAAUAUUUUCCGUGAUACACAUUCGAGAUGGAUCAAGAGAGGAGCGCGGAUAGCUUUACUGUCACGCAGUUGAAGGAGAUAUUGAAAAGGCUAGAUCUAACGACGGUUGGAAUCAAGAACGAGCUAAUAGAGCGGUUGAACGAGCAAGAUCCGUCAGGCGCGUGGAAGCUGCUGGAGACAACCGGCGGUACGCAAGAUUACGUACAACAAGAAUACGAAGAAAAGCUUAGGGCUAUGGCGGAAAAAAAUGGACAGGCGGAGAGCCGAUUAAAUCAAGCUCAAGAAAUGAUUUGACGUUUGGAGGAGCAGCUGAAAUCGUUACAAGCUGCCAAGGAAGAGUUAGAAGACCGUCAAAAGGAACUUACGGUUAUGCUGGAAAAACUUGAACUUUCACAUGAAAUGGAGGCAGCAGAACGUACCAAACUGGAACAAGAAAUGAGAGCCAAGCAAGAAGAACGCAUUCAAUCUGAAGUAGGAGCAAAGGAUGCAGAAGCAAGAAGUCUACAAGAGGAAUUCGAAACAGCUGAAUUGACGCAAGAAACAGAUAGAGUGUAUGAGGAUAGUAGUGCAACACCGCAUCAACAUCGUGUUGAAUCAAUGAUCGAUCUAGUUGAAGCACAACGCAUUUUAGCAGAAAGAUUUGAGCGUCUUAAGGAAUUACAGAAGAAUCUUCCAGAGUCACGCGAUGAGUCGAAGGAAACUGUUGCGGAUCAAAUUCACAGGGAAACCUUACGUCAAGGACGUGACACGUAUAAAACGUGUUUUGAAAUUCGCAAAGGCAAUACCAAGCGUUGCGUCGAUGAAUUUGAAACGAUGUAAAUUACAUUCUCAUCUGCCUAUAUGCUUGCUCAUUUGCAAAACGCACAGAUUCUCUAAUUGAACUAUACAAAGCCCUAUGUUUUAGAAAGGUUGUCAAGAAAAUAUUGUUUUAUAAUAUUCUCUUUUCGAAAUGCUUUGAAAUCUAAGCCACUUCGAGUUUAUAAUGAUCUAUUAUAUGAUGUAUUAUUCUCUUAUAUUUUAUGAUCAUAUGUAUCACAAUUAGAAUAAGGAAUUCAUAAAUUACAAUACGCUACUAACUAUUAAAGUUACGUUCAUAAAGUCGGUUAGAUCACCAUAAAAUAAAUGCCUCCGUGUCGGGAUGCUCCAUCCCGUGGGAGCACAUACGUGAGCAAGGCUGCCAUAACGGUAAAAUUUUGAUUUAACCCCUUGUAUCUCGUUGGUUCUGCUAUGGACACAUAAUACACGUUACAAAUCUCAUGACUGAUUUCAAAUGAUAAAACUCUUCUUUUCACUCGAAUAAAGUAAAUUGAUGAAAAAAAUUAAAAUACGCGAAUCCAUGAAUAUCUGUAAAAUAUCUUUUCCAAAACAAAAUGUUAGGUUCUUGAACGUUUCGCUAUAGAAACGAAAAAUAAACACUUGGGCAACCUAAAAAGGACUACGACCAUAACCUUCCCCAUUAACUACAAUUGAACUCAUUUAACUGAUCUUAUUGAAAACGUUGUUUUAUCAAACCAAGAAAGCUAUUUGACAGAUUGAAAAUAACCCAAAUUCAAGAUUCGCUAAGCAACAGAAGAAACAAUAAACAAAAUACAAGGGAAUGCGUUGCUAAGGGAAAAGCAGGAGAUCUUAUUCGGUUAGUUAAGUGUUAAUGUAUGGAAAAUGUUCGGAACGCAAAGGGUUAACACUAGAAGUAAAGGGGUUAACAUAGAUGGGCCAGAAUGACCCAUUCCUGAUUUCUUUUUAUACAAUUACUGAGGAGGUACAGAUACUUCUGUGAGAAAUCGUUAAAGAAGCUGAGUUAGUAAUACCUACACUGAACUAUAAACCAAUUAAAAUCUUAAUAAAUAUACAGUUAUAAGUUUCAUAAAGAAAUUUGGAAAAGUCAGUUUAACACGUUCGCUACCAGCGUUUAUUUCGGUGAGGACCUCCCCAACUGUAACAUUUUCUUCAAUCCAAUAAAUCUUCUGAAUAAAAUAUCGAAAAAAUGAAACUGGAACAAGUUAUUAAUUUCCUAAAUAUAAUGCCAUAACUUUUAACUUUAAAUAAAAAUAUUUAUAAGAUUAAUUUCAUGUGCUUCCUGUAAAAUAUAAGCUUGUGCUCGUCACAAAUACGUGACGCUGGUAGCAGCAAACGUGUUAACACUAGAUCUACUGACAUUUACUGUACAGUUUGUUCCAUUGUUCUUAGAAACAUUGUUAUCCGCUCGCUUAGAUCUUAGAAAUUAGAGGUUCAACAGUAGACAGUUAAGAUACAUAUUUGCAUAACGUUAAUAAAAACUAACCCAAACAUUUACCAAAUACUUAUAAAAUUCAAUAUGAGUCGAAUCGACUCGUUCCGUAAAUCUAAUGUUAACUGCUUGGUAGUUCUAGUGUUGAUACCCACAUGAAGUUCUCCCGGCAGCUAAUCCACGCGAAGCUGCACGGAACCAAACCUAUUUCAAUAAUUGUAAAACCACUGAGUCACGUCGACUCGUCUGGUAGCAGGGUGGU